CAGAGCAGAAGAAACAGUACAGCAGAUCUGAGAGGGGGGCAGUUUCACAAACACAAACUGUGAUUGGUUACAUCGGAUCCCAUCUGGAAACAAUGAAAAGCUACAUUCCUGGUUUUUAAAAAAAACUAGUUCAAAGGACUCGCUCUGAAAAUGGACCAGGCUUUGUUGACGUUUCAUAACCAGCUGAGAGAAGAAGUUCAGGUCUUCUACACGUCAGAUUACUGCUAUAAGUGUGUGUACCAACCUUUGGUCACUGUGAAACCCAACAACAACAAUGCAUCUGCAGUGAUCAGCACUAAAUUCACCCUGUCUGUGCGAGUGGAAUCACAGGCCAGGAAUGUAACUCUUUGCAGGUGGAGUCAGAUGUAUGAAGAAGCUGGUCAUUUCUCUGUUUGGAUCCUGAUGUCAGAGGCCGCGAGUUAUCCCAGCUGCACCCACGCUGUUGAUAAAAGACCAAACAAUGCAUACCUGCCUCUUCUAGUGGCUGCUCUCAUACUGUCCAUAAUCGCUCUCUUAUUCGUUGUGGCACCCUUCAUCUACAGGAGGCCUUGUACAUCAAAAUUUAUUAAGGCCAUUUGCUGCCAAAGCCCACAGUACUCAGUGGAUAAUGAAAUACAUGCUUCUGAAGCCGAGCAUAAUACCACCAAAGCAAAACCGGCACGUCUGCGCUCACUGGACACUUUCCGAGGGUUUGCCCUGACAGUGAUGGUGUUUGUGAACUACGGUGGAGGAGGCUACUGGUUCUUCCAACAUGCACCGUGGAACGGUCUCACUGUGGCAGAUCUUGUCAUGCCUUGGUUUGUGUUCAUUAUUGGGACCUCGGUGGUGUUGGCUUUCAGAUCCAUGCAGAGGAGAGGAGUUAGCCGCCUGCAGCUGCUGCGUAAAGUCACCUGGAGAACAGUCGUCCUCCUGAUGCUCGGCUUCUGCUUCCUCAACUACUCUCCAAGAGACGGACCACUGUCCUGGUCCUGGCUGAGGAUCCCUGGAGUGCUGCAGCGUCUGGCCUUCACCUACUUUGUUCUCUCUGUCCUGCAGACUUUCUGGGGCCAGAAAGAAAUCCCACUGAGAGCGCAUCACUGGUGGAACCCCGUCCAGGAUGUGGUCCUUUAUUGGCCACAGUGGUUGAUUAUCAUCCUGCUGGAGACCCUGUGGCUCUGCAUCACUUUCCUCAUGCCUGUACCCAACUGCCCCACAGGGUAUUUGGGAGCCGGUGGAAUCGGUGAUAACGGUCUUUACCCAAACUGCACUGGAGGCGCGGCAGGAUACGUUGAUAGAUGGAUGUUUGGUGAUAACAUGUACCGAUACCCGACAUGCAAAGAAAUGUAUCGCACCACGCAGCCUUUUGACCCAGAGGGGCUUCUGGGUACAAUCAACUCCAUUGUCAUGGGAUUCCUGGGGAUGCAGGCUGGGAAAAUUAUCAUUUUCUACAAGGGGAUGAACUUCCACAUCCUCUGUCGAUUCCUGGCAUGGGCCGUCAUCCUGGGAAUCUCUGCAGCCAUCCUUUCUAAGUGCACGCGAGACGGAGGAUUUAUACCUGUCAAUAAAAACCUUUGGUCUUUGUCCUAUGUGCUGUGUAUGGGCUGUUUCUCCUUCCUGCUGCUGGGAGGCAUGUACUUUGUCAGCGAUGUGAAGGGCUGGUGGCCCGGACAGCCAUUCAUAUACCCAGGGAUGAACUCAAUCUUUGUAUAUGUCGGCCACUCUCUCCUGGGUUUCUACUUCCCGUUCAGCUGGGAGAUGCAUUUCCAGAAAGGCCACGGGGAGCGGCUCUUCCAAAGCCUGUGGGGAACCGCGCUGUGGGUGCUCAUCGCCUACCUGCUGUACAGGAAGAAAUUCUUCCUCAAAAUAUAAACCAGCUAGAUCAUCUGUCCCUUUUAAUUAUUAUUGCCAUUAUCUUGUUUUUCAGUUCUUAACGAACCGUAUUCAUGGUGAGAUAUAUGGAUUAUUAUAACAUCUGUGGGAGUUUUAAAUAAAACAUGGCCAACUGUUCUUGGCGUAAUCA
This is a messenger RNA of Dicentrarchus labrax (European seabass), 1999 nucleotides long. RefSeq lists its product as uncharacterized. The record is from RefSeq and is a predicted model, not a curated record. Bases 151 to 1848 code for a protein of 565 amino acids. The transcript is spliced from 18 exons. Lineage: Eukaryota; Metazoa; Chordata; Actinopteri; Moronidae.